Molecule: messenger RNA, 1023 nt
Organism: Elephantulus edwardii (Cape elephant shrew)
Lineage: Eukaryota; Metazoa; Chordata; Mammalia; Macroscelidea; Macroscelididae
Gene: SLC25A40
Product: solute carrier family 25, member 40
Exons: 10
Coding region: 1-1023 (340 amino acids)
Biological process (GO): mitochondrial transmembrane transport
Source: RefSeq, a predicted model, not a curated record
AUGGACCCUGAAAAAGAAGUACCAGAGAUGGUCAAAGUGACACCUCUUCAACAGAUGCUUGCCUCUUGUACAGGGGCUAUACUGACAUCACUAAUGGUGACACCUCUGGAUGUUGUUAAAAUUCGACUCCAAGCCCAAAGCAGCCCAUUCACCAAAGGAAAAUGCUUUGUAUAUAGUAAUGGACUCAUGGAUCAUAUAUGUGUCUGUGAAGAGGGAGGCAACAAAAUAUGGUACAAGAAGCCAGGGUGUUUCCAGGGAACAUUGGAUGCCUUUGUGAAAAUCAUUCGAAAUGAGGGCAUUAAAUCCUUGUGGAGUGGCCUUCCCCCUACUCUAGUGAUGGCAGUCCCUGCCACAGUUGUCUAUUUUACCUGCUACGAUCAAUUAACUGCUCUCCUAAAAUCUAAACUGGGAGAAAAUGAAACCCGCAUACCAAUUGUUGCUGGAAUUGUGGCCAGAUUUGGUGCAGUAACUGUGAUAAGUCCUUUAGAACUAAUUAGAACCAAGAUGCAGUCCAGGAAGUUUUCUUACCAGGAACUGAAUCGAUUUGUCAGCAAGAAGGUGUCUGAAGAGGGUUGGAUUUCCCUUUGGAGAGGCUGGGCUCCUACUAUUCUUCGAGAUGUACCUUUCUCAGCAAUGUACUGGUAUAACUAUGAAAUGUUAAAGAAGUGGUUGUGUGAGAAAUCUGGAGUAUAUGAACCCACCUUUAUGAUCAGCUUCACUUCGGGGGCAUUGUCUGGGUCUUUUGCAGCGGUUAUGACUUUACCAUUCGAUGUGGUAAAAACACAGAAACAGACACAACUUUGGAUAUAUGAAAGUCAUGAAUUGCCUGUACCUUCAAAAGUGUCAACUUGGGUUAUAAUAAAGAACAUUGUUGCUAAAAAUGGACUUCCUGGAUUAUUCACAGGCCUAAUUCCUCGUUUAAUCAAAAUUGCCCCUGCUUGUGCCAUUAUGAUCAGCACAUAUGAAUUUGGAAAGGCUUUUUUCCACAAACAAAAUGUUCGAAGCCAGCAAUCUAGCUAUUGA